GAGGCAAGCGCAAAGUACAUCGGGAAAGGAACGCACAAUAUGAUGGCGGAUUGAUCUUACUCUGAAUAUUUGUUUGUACGACUGUGCCAAGAAUUAAUCAUAAUGUGCGGACGAGCAGGUUCAGAUUGAACCGGGGUGAACGUGGACGUUGAAUGUUUAAGGUUCGUAGUAAAAGCGAGCAAAGCUCAACGCGCCCAUCAGGCCGAUUAAAGCCUCUCCCUGUCCCCGCGCCUUAAAGCCCUCGCGUGGCUGACGAGCCGGGCCGGGCGCUGGGCCAGGCCGCGCGCUACGCCAGACCGGUGAGUUCCCACACAAAAUAUCGCUUGGUAGCACGGCGGGCACUCAAAGCCAACUAACCAUGUCUGUACAAAGUGUUGCUCUGGCAUCUCUCACGGCCACCUAUACCGACUCGGAGGGCGAGGACGGGGUGGAAGACGAGCGCCUGCAGGAGGAGAAUUCGAACACUCCCGCUAAGGGGGCCGCCCCGCAUAAUGCCCAAGUCGGUCGUCAGCCCCAGGCCCGAUCUGGCACCAGUCCCAUAUCUGGAGGCCGUUCAGCCUCGCAUAGUCCCGCCAUCGGCAAGUCCGCUGCAGGUAGUAGCGGCGACUUGCCGGAAGCGGCCACAAAGGUGCAACGAUUGGUCUCUUAUUUUGACGAUGCGGUAGUCUCCGACGACGAGGGGGUGGCCGUUGCUGCGCCGCCACCGUCGCUGCCGCCAGUGCCAUCGUCGUCGUCGUCGUCGUCAUCAUCGUCGUUGACGACGACGGGCGCGGCGAUUGCUGUGACGGUCGCGGAACGCCCCGAGGAGAAUGGUCUCCCGGUUGCGGCCCCUACUGGCAGCAACAUUGCCACUGCCACCACCACCGUCGCUGCUACCGCCGUCGGCGGUGGCGUUGAGCGUCGGUCGCCCUCCUCGCGUCCUGGAGAAUUGCUUUCAGAUAAUGGCGAGGCAGGGGAUUCUUACGGUGUGACGAUACCACCGGAACCACCAGGUCAAUGUCCCCUUGAACUGCAGGACAAGAUCGCGCGGCUCUAUAGGAAAAUGGAAAGCGGUGGGCUGGACAUGAACAUGCUGAUUCAGCAGCGCAAGGAAUUCCGAAAUCCCUCCAUUUAUGAAAAACUCAUUCAGUUUUGUAGCAUUAACGAGCUGGGCACCAAUUAUCCACCGGACAGGUUCGAUCCGUUCAAAUGGAGCAAGGACUCGUAUUACGAGGAACUUGCCCUCGUGCAGAAGACAGAGAUGGACAAGCUCGAGAAGGCGCGCAAGGAGAAGACGAAGAUUGAGAUUGUAUCCGGUACAGCGAAACGGCCCAACAGCUCCUCUAGCAGCGCAUCCGACAAUGCUGACGCCAAAAAACGGAAAAGUAAGUGGGACCAAGUGGCGACUGGCGGUGCCGCUGCCGCUGCUGCAGUCGCGGCAGCCGCUGCCGCCGCUGUCACUGCUAAACCCACGGUACUUCUUACGCAACCUACCCUAACGACUCUCACGUCUGGCACCAGCGCCAAACCCACCGUUUUAUCAGCCUUCGGCUCGCUGCCGAAGAAGAGAUUGUAACAUAUCGUGUAAAUGUGUACUAUGUAAAUAAUCGUCCAACCCAGUUUAGGCAGCCAUGAGACUGUAGAAAGGAAGGCUACGCAGUCAUGUGCGCCUCUGGAGGCUUAGAUCCUUGGCUAAUUAAUGAUAUAUUUGUCAAAACAUUUUGUAUCGGCAACAAACAUUCGUGGAACUAUAGUUAUAUUAUGUGAAACUUUCGUAUUUAAAGCGAUCUAAUGAGAUCAAGAUAAUUCAAUUAUUUUUACAGUUGCACUAUGAUGCAAAGUCCAAGGUUUUGAUGAGUUCAAAGAAUUAGCUCAUUUAAAAAUCCAAAGAUCUAAGAAUCUAAGAAUGUAACCAUCUGCAUAAAUGCAAAAAUCAUAUUGUAAAUAAUAUUUGAUUGCGAAUAUCAUCGUCUGGAUGUAAAGUCGUUUGAGUAAAAAAAUUGUCCUUGAGAUUCACAUUCUCGAAUUUUUAGAUUUUUGUAUUUUUAAAUCCUUGUAAGUGAAGUUGUGUAAUCUUUGGGUCUUUAGAUUUGUGUAUUCUAAUUUUUUAAUUAAUGAGAGCUAUAUGGUCAAUUUUAGACUUGAAUAUUUAGAAAGCAAAAUUGUAAGGAGGGAGGAGGGGACUAAGAAAGUUAAAAGAAAUAUGAUGAGUUGUAAAUAAAAACUUAAAAAUCGUAAAUCAACGAAUUCAAGGAUCUAAACCUCUGUUGCUCAUGUAUCUAAGAAUAAAAGACUCCAACAAUUAUAGAUUUAAAAUAUAGAUAUUGUAAAUAAUAUUAAUUAAGGAAUAAUCUUCACAAGAAAUACAAACAUACAAGGGAAAUAGAUUGGAGCUUUGUGACCUUAGGUCCUUGAAUUGUCGAUGUCUUUUAGAGAUUCCUUUUAAUAUACAAAGUAUUUAUAGAAAAUGUACAACGAUUGAAAGAGAAGAGAGAUCACAUUAAAAAAAAAAAAGUUUUGAAAAAGUUCCAAAAUUUGGAGAUUUAUAUGAUCUAAAGGCCCAAGAAUUUAGAUUAGUGAUCUAUGGACAUGAGAGUAACUAAAAAUUUAGGUUUGCAAAUUCAGAAAAUCUAGGUACAACUUAAAAAAUGAAAUGUAUUGUAAAUACAGGUAAUGGAAUAUCGAAUUGAUAUUAGAAAUUUGGAGUUAAUCGAAAUAUAAAGUGAUAGUAAAAUUUACGAAUAGUAACUAAAUAAAGUAUAAUUUAAAGACUUGGGCUAUUCAAGAAUUUAAAGCCAUAUUAUAUAGAAAUUUAAAGCUCUAAAGUGUGUAUAUGCGUGCGCGCGCGCGUGUGUGUGUAUGUGCGUGUGCGUGUGCGUGUGCGUGCGCGCAAAUUCUUAAAUAAUUCUUGAAUAUCCUAUUUAUAAAUUAUAUUUUACUUAGCUGUUAUAUAUUCCUAAAUUUUGAAAUUGAUACUAUUCUUUGGUUCAUACAAAUAUAUGAACUUGAGAACUCAAGAAUUUAACAAUUUAUUGAGAAUUUGAACAGAUAUCCAAAGAAUUAAAAGAAGAAUUUGAAGACAAAAUAAGAAUCCAGAAGAAUAGAAAUCCUUAACUUAGAAAUCCACAUGCUGAUAAUCUAUGUAAGGCAAGUACACUAUAGAUAAUUUGUGUGAACGAAAUUUUUUUCAUUUAAAUACCCAUAAAAGCUGCCACUUAUUGAAUUUCUAUGAAUAAUAGAAAUAUAUAUUUCUAACUUACUCUUUAUUCUUCUAUAUUUUUAAACAUAAAUUAACAUCUACAAGCGUAUAUUUUAUCAAAUUAAUGUAAAAAUAAACAAAGAGAAAUUUGGUAUAAAAAAAUCUUGAAAUUUUAAAUUAAAUUGUGAAUUUUAUAUCUUAAAUUUCUGUCUAUGGAUUCUUAAUUUGUGCGAUUUUUAAAUACUUGGCUUAUAAAAAUAUGGACCUUGCAAUUAUGAAAAAUUGGUAUAUCCGUUUUUUAUUAUACAUACAAUAAUGGUAAUAGACAACGUGCAAACCGAAUUUAAUCUCUCAAUUAAGUUAUAUAUAUUUUAUAUAGUUAAGAAAAAAUAUUACAAUUUUUUUAUAGAUAGAAAAAAGAUUGAUUGAAGAAAGUGACUUCAUCAGUUAUAUUUUUCUUUCUCUAAAAAAACGACUUGAUUAUAUUAUUUUCUUAUUUAAAUAUUGAAAGGAAGAUAUCGAAAGAAAAUUAUAUUAUUUAAUUACUGAGCAUCAUAUUAGGUUGAUUAAAAAAAAUUUUUUUACACUCCAAGAAAGCAAAUAUAAAGAGGACGAGCGAAUCUUCGUCAACCUGAUAGGUGCAAUUGUUAUCACGUGUAAAUGAUGAGUGUGUUAGGCAGCAACUGUAGAUGCGAUGUUGCAUGCAAUUGAUUUAUUGAGGCAAGGUAGACGCGUCAGUAAUUAAAUAUUAAAUCUCAGCGUGCGACGAGACAGAUAGAGAAUUUAUGUACGUUAACGAUCGUAAAAUCGAUGUAAAAUGUGCUACAAGUUAGCAGGAGGAUUCAGUUUUUUAUAUGAAAAAAUGAAAAGGAAAUUCUUUCACGAGGGACUUUGUAUAUACACGCUCAUGUGUCAAUAGAGUAUGGAAUAUACAAUAUAUAAAUUAUACAUUGUGUA
This is a messenger RNA of Monomorium pharaonis (pharaoh ant), 4135 nucleotides long. RefSeq lists its product as uncharacterized. Gene Ontology annotation, cellular component: nucleus. The record is from RefSeq and is a predicted model, not a curated record. The transcript is spliced from 2 exons. Lineage: Eukaryota; Metazoa; Arthropoda; Insecta; Hymenoptera; Formicidae. The coding region runs from base 359 to 1555 and encodes 398 amino acids. Gene Ontology annotation, biological process: regulation of DNA-templated transcription.